CAUAUUACAUGACAAUCAUUUCUUUCCAAGAACAAGAAUCAUUCAUUCAACAUCUUUUUCUUUUUUCAAUUUUCCCGCUCUUGAGUUCCCUCCUUUCAAACUAUACCAUAAAAACACUUCACACACACAUGCAUAGGUAUAAUAUCUAACAUGGGAAACUGCUUGUUGGGUGCAAUGUCAGAUCCACACACAUUGAUCAAAAUCAUAACAUCGGAUGGUAACAUCAUGGAGUUCUAUCCUCCAAUUACACCAAAUUUCAUCACACAUGAGUUUCAAAGCCAUGCCUUAUUCCCAACCAAUGACCACUUUUCUAAACCACUUUGCCAACUUGAUGAGUUGGUGGCAGGAGAGUCAUAUUAUUUACUACCGAUGACUGUCCUGCCACCUAACAAUAAAACCGCCGUGGGUGACAACAGCGGCAGCAUUAUUGUCCGGCAAGGACAUGUUAGGUCUCAAAGUGUUCCUACAGCACCUCAUCCUACUCCAUAUAGAAUGUCAUUGGAUUACCAAUACUAUCAAGGUGUAGGGUUGCUUCAAAAGGCAUUAGCAGAAUCCUUCUCUUGUAGGACUAGUAGAAGCAGUGUUAAUCACAAAAGCAGUAUUAGUAAAAAAAGAAAGAGUAUUGGGGUUUGGAAAGUGAAGUUGGUGAUAACUCCUGAAAAGUUAUUGGAAAUUUUGUCACAAGAGUCUCAAACAAAAGAUUUGAUUGAGAGUGUGAGGAUUGUAGCCAAAUGCGGUGUUGCUGCUGCUGCAGCAUCUGAGGGUGGUUGUGGAAUUUCAUCUACAACAAGAAGCUUUGUUUCUGAUCAAUGGAGUCUUUCUAGUAGUGGUAGGAGUAUUGCUCCUUCUAAGAUUGAUGCUUUAGUUCUAAACACUUAAAAAAAAACAUGUUUGAAUUUACUAAUUUGAGUUUACCUGCUCGAAUAAGCAUAUAUAUGUGUGAGAUUCAUUACAAGAGUUUAUAGAAACAACUUAUUUUAAGGUAGUUUAUGAAAAUAGUUUAUAAAUUAUAUGAAAGAAUUUGACUUUA
Messenger RNA from Lathyrus oleraceus (garden pea), 1030 nucleotides. RefSeq lists its product as uncharacterized. The coding region runs from base 151 to 879 and encodes 242 amino acids. The transcript has a single exon. Lineage: Eukaryota; Viridiplantae; Streptophyta; Magnoliopsida; Fabales; Fabaceae. The record is from RefSeq and is a predicted model, not a curated record.